AUGUUGAUCAAACUCUCCACUCUCGCUCUCUUCAGCGUCCUGUUCUCUCUCUACGCCACCAUGCUCGUCAUGGGCGUGAGCAUUCAGACCGGCAGCACACCAUCCAUGGCCGAUCAACUCAAACAUGAGCUCAAGGCUCGUUUGAGAACCUCUCCUGCUCUCUUCCAUAAACUCGUUAAGCUCACCAUCAAGCAACAACAACAAGGCUCAUCAUCAGGAGCAGCCGUUUCCCGCCUUGCGAUGGCCAAGAACAGCUAUGAAUUGUGUGAUUUGUGCAUCAACUUGUUGGAUCAAACCAUCAAUAAUUUGGUGAAUAUUAUCUUGAAUGUGGGUGUGAUUGGUGGAUGUGGUGAUAUUUGCAAAUACUUGUCGAACUUUGGUUCCUUGACCGUUGUUGCAUGUAAUCUCGUUUGUGAUUAUUUGGGUGUGAACGAGUUCAUUAACUUGAUUGAGAAUGCUGAUUUGGAUGCUAUUUAUGGAUGUCAAUUGGUGAGCUUGUGUCCAAUUCGUGAUUGUAAAGCUCCUGUCUGUGCUCAAUUCUUUAACACUCGUGUUGUGCCAGCCAUUGUACCAAAGGGAACUACUUUCAACGCUGUCUCUCAAUUGAGAGUUUUCAAUCAAACUGGUACUGGUGAAUUGUACUUUGAGGUGGACGGACCAGUCACUGCUGACAUUGCUGGAGGUGAAUUGAAAGGACAAGGUUUCACUCCAGGCAAUUACGAUAUCCAAGUUCAAAUUCAAGCUCAAGAUGACGAACAAAACCAAGUGGUCUGGUUCCCAGGCAAGUAUGAAUUUUUCGUUGCUGCCUGUGAAGGUGAAUGUGGAAGCAAGCAUCCACACAGCAGAAUUUUGGCUGAAUCUCGUGCCUUCUUCAACAUUACUGCCAACUAG
Messenger RNA from Naegleria fowleri, 891 nucleotides. RefSeq lists its product as uncharacterized. Lineage: Eukaryota; Heterolobosea; Eutetramitea; Acrasida; Naegleriidae. The transcript has 2 exons. The record is from RefSeq and is a predicted model, not a curated record. The coding region runs from base 1 to 891 and encodes 296 amino acids.